AUGAAACCUGUUGUUAUAAAGCCUUUACUUGGACUUUUAGUUCAAUCUGCUACCUCAUCUGCUCUUUUACAGAUUUCGUCAGUUACUCUUCUAGACGAUAUAAGAACCGUUUCUGGUGAUAUUACAGUCAAUGCUGGCUCUUCUUUCAUGAUAACCCAUGACUUUGAGUUAACAAUCGAAAGUGGUACUAUUGCGAAUAACGGUACUCUAUGUGUUAGUACAACUGAUACUGUAAGUGAGAUGUCGCUUAAUAUUGUUGCCAAAAAUAUUAACAAUAAGGGAAACUUGAUUAUUGAUAAUGAGGACAGUGGUGAUAAGUCUACCAUGGUGACAAUUGGCUCAUUAAAUAACGGCGGGUAUUUACGUAUGAAUUUAAAGGAUAAUACUGAAUAUUUAUCCGUUCAGGCAUCACUUAUCGACAAUGGCUAUAUUUCUUUGUGCCACAUUAAUAAUUACUAUGAUAAAUUGACUUUUAAAAAAUACUCAAGAGUAGAUGACAUGCAAAACACUGGUACUACUGAUGUUAGUGGUACUAAUGUUACAUCAAUGGUCCAAUCACAGGUGGUGAUUGUAUUCGGAGGGCAAGUUCUGGAGUUCAAUAGUACUGUAACUUAUCCAUCCUACGAUCCUGUCACAGGUAUCGUCACCACUACUAACAGGUACGGUACUUUCAGAAUAGAUAUUGGUCUCGGGUACGAUGCAAGUAAUUUUUCUGAUGCUCAAAUUCGUACUUGUGAGUAUUUAGGUACCUGUUACGCUCCCUACUUGAGGUAUUUGGGAGUAAAACCUGCUGCAGCAACUGAGAGACCAACAGAGUGUGCUGUGAAACCAGACCUUUCUAUGGCAAUCUGUAGUGCUGCUGUUUCUUCUUCGGUUGCUUCCUCUUCCCAUUCCACUAGUUCUUCUAUCUCAGUACCAGCAACAUCUAUUGAGCCAACUUCAUCUGCUGUGACGCAACACACUGUUUCUAAAGGUGCCUCAUCAACCACGAAUGAUAAUGGACAAUGUGUUGUUACUGAAAUCUCAACGGAAUAUUUCUCUACAUUACAUACUACCACUUAUUUCUAUACCUCUGAUUCAACAGUGACCACUCCAGUAACAAGCACUUUUAUUACUACUGCUUACAGUAAGGUAAAAUAG
Messenger RNA from Naumovozyma dairenensis CBS 421, 1140 nucleotides. RefSeq lists its product as uncharacterized. The transcript has a single exon. NCBI's taxonomy places the organism in Eukaryota, Fungi, Ascomycota, Saccharomycetes, Saccharomycetales, Saccharomycetaceae. The record is from RefSeq and is a predicted model, not a curated record. The coding region runs from base 1 to 1140 and encodes 379 amino acids.